This is a messenger RNA of Eimeria acervulina, 762 nucleotides long. RefSeq lists its product as hypothetical. NCBI's taxonomy places the organism in Eukaryota, Apicomplexa, Conoidasida, Eucoccidiorida, Eimeriidae. The coding region runs from base 1 to 762 and encodes 253 amino acids. The record is from RefSeq and is a predicted model, not a curated record. The transcript is spliced from 6 exons.
AUGCGUGGCAGAAUGAAGAAGAAAGCUCCAAAAGGCUCUGCUCAAGGCACUGCUGCACUUUUUGACUUCGCCGCGAGGCGCGAAUUCAUCACAGGAGCAUCGAAACGCAAGGAACAACGCAGGAAGGAGGCCGAGACCAGAGCCCUCGAAAAGCAAAAGGAGGAGAGGCGGCUGCUGCGAGCACAGCGCCGAGAGAAGAUAAGAGAGCACAUCAACUACAUACAACGCAGCCAACGGCUAGCGGAGGCAGCAGCGAAAGCUGCUUCUUCUCUCCAGUCCAAAAGCCAGAAAUUUGUCGGUCGUGAUCCCCGAGGUGGCCACGGCAGUAUUAGCAGCCAACCGAAGAAGCGCAAAGGAAUUGCAGAUGAUGCUGGUGAGGAGGGCUGGAAGAAGUCGAAGCCACAGCCAGCCCUGACAAGUGAAGUCGUUAAGGCUUUGGAAGACUUUGCGAUUGAUGGGGGCGACGUGGAGAGGCAGAAGGUAACGAACCUCCGGCAGCAGCAGCAGCAACGCCGGCCGCCAGGGCUCGCCAGGCUCUUCAGACCCACUCUGAGGAUUCCGUUUGCUCAGAAGAGAACCAAUUCAAGCGCCUCCCCACAUCAGUCACGCCGCAAGUGGCCACGACUGCUAAAAGACUGCACCAUGGUGCACAGAGAGGUGCGAGAGCGGGCAGACAAAGGCAUCAAGAGAAAAGGCACAAGUCUCGAAGGCCUCGUAAAAAGUGCAAAUGAAUCCAAUUGCAAGUUGCUCCCUGUGCAGUAG